Drosophila ficusphila is the source of this 617-nucleotide messenger RNA. RefSeq names its product ejaculatory bulb-specific protein 3 (gene EbpIII). Lineage: Eukaryota; Metazoa; Arthropoda; Insecta; Diptera; Drosophilidae. The transcript is spliced from 2 exons. The record is from RefSeq and is a predicted model, not a curated record. Bases 120 to 500 code for a protein of 126 amino acids.
AAGCUUGACCAGGUAUAAAAGCCAACCACAUAGUAAUAUUCCUCAGUUAGUUCCAGCACCUGCUUUGCUUCACAUCUACUUCGAGCCGUUUAUAAGCCUAGCUCCAACACCCUUUCAAAAUGAAGAUGACACUUGCGCUUCUUGUCCUCGGACUCAUUCUGGUCGCAGCUGAGGAAAAAUACACUACGAAGUACGACAACCUGGACGUGGACGAGAUUUUGAGGUCAGACCGCCUGUUCAGCAACUACUUCAAGUGCCUGGUGGACACCGGAAAGUGCACUCCCGAGGGUCGCGAGUUGAAGAAAUCCCUGCCAGACGCCCUGAAGACAGAAUGCAGCAAGUGUAGUGAGAAACAGCGCCAGAACACAGACAAGGUCAUCCGCUACAUCAUCGACAACAAACCGGAGGAGUGGAAGCAGCUGCAGGCUAAGUUCGAUCCCGAGGAGAUCUAUAUCAAGCGCUACCGUUCCACCGCCGCCGCCUCCGGAAUCAAGGUUUAACUUCCGAUCCAGAUCCCUGGAGCAAUUUGUUAUAUGCACUGUUAAUUAGGUCUACGUAAUUGUUUUCAUCGAAAUUCUGUCUAAGAUCGUGCUCCGAAUAAAGAGAUUUGUUUUGUA